Messenger RNA from Paramacrobiotus metropolitanus, 2890 nucleotides. Its product is annotated as squamous cell carcinoma antigen recognized by T-cells 3-like. The transcript is spliced from 17 exons. Gene Ontology annotation, biological process: RNA processing. Bases 143 to 2773 code for a protein of 876 amino acids. NCBI's taxonomy places the organism in Eukaryota, Metazoa, Tardigrada, Eutardigrada, Parachela, Macrobiotidae. Gene Ontology annotation, molecular function: RNA binding; protein binding. The record is from RefSeq and is a predicted model, not a curated record.
CCUAUUCCGUUUGAAGACCAAUAAAAUCGUUGUUAUAUUUUGCGUCACAGUGUGUAACUUACUCGUUAGAUUCCGCAAAAUAAAUUAUAAAACUACAUACAGUAAUUUGUUGAUUGACAAGUUAAAUCGUGGCACCGUUAUAAUGGAAGUCGAUGACGCCUUGUCUUCAGACAGCGACGACAUGCAGCGAGACGGCAGCGACGACGAAUCCGAGGACGAAACUGAGGGACGCGAUGAAGAGGAAGACGCGCGGGUCCUUCAGCAACUCUCGCAAGAUGUGGAAAGUAAUCCGUAUGCAUAUGAUUCGCAUAUAAAAUUGAUUCAGCAUGCCAAAGUGUGCGGCGAUCUGGAAGUUCUUCGUCAAGCUAGACAGCGUGCCAGUGAAUUAUUUCCCUUAACAGAAGAGUUGUGGAAGGCUUGGAUUAAGGAUGAAACAACACUAAUUGACAACGAAAAGGUUGAGGAGCAUGAAAAAAUCAAAAAAUUAUAUGAAAGAAGUCUCGAGGACUACUUGUCGGUCGAUCUGUGGUUAGACUAUGCCAUGUUCUGCCUGCAAGAUGUUUCUUCUAACGAAGCCUUGCAACCUGUCCGCGAUGUGUUCGAGCGCGCUUUGACGGCGGCCGGCAUCCACGUGACCAAGGGAAGUGUCUUGUGGAAUAGUUACCUGGAAAUCGAGAAAGGCUUCCUGAAGUCGCUCCUGUCGACCGGCGAACAGAACGAAGCGCGCCAGUUGGCCGCUAAGAAACAAAUACAACGGGUGAAGGAUUUAUAUAAGCGCCAAUUCUCCGUGCCGUUGUUAGGAAUGGACGCAGAAUACGCAGAAUUUUCGAGUUUUAUUGGGGAAGAUCCUGAUAAAGAGACACAGUUCGCAUACGAGAAGGCCAAGGCAAAACUGGAAGAAAUCCUACCAUUUGAAAAAGACCUGGAAAAUGCAGAUGACAAUUCCCAAUAUAAGGUUUUCAUGUCUUAUAUCGACUAUGAACUGUCGGCGAAGGAACCCAUUAGGGUACUCAAUCUCUAUGAACGCGCCUUAACAGUGUACUGCUUAUCAGCCGAUCUCUGGAUCCGAUAUUUGGAAUUCCUGGACAAGCAGCUGAAGCAAGAGAUUCUGUCCAUUUCCGCGCAUGAACGUUCCAUCCGCAACCUUCCUUGGGUCUUUGAAUUAUGGCCGAGUUAUAUGCGGGCGUUGGAGCUGUAUGGUCAUGAUCAACAAGACAUUGGUGCGUUAUUUUCACGAGCCAUUUCUACGGCAUGUUCCUUGCCUACACAUUUUGUGGAGCUGUGGAUGUCUUUCUUGUGUUUUUUGAAGCGACGUCUUUCUAUUAAAACUAGCGAUCCGGCUUUGCUACAAGCGAAACUCGCGGAAGCUGCAGCCGAUGUGAAAACUAAAGAGGUUGAUGUGGAGGAUCGUAUAUUGCGUUUUUGGGCAUGGAUAGAAGCCGAAACCUUUUGUGACGUGAACAAGGGCCGAGAAAUUUGGGAUCGGUUAAUGAAAAAUCAUCAACGAGAAAGCUCGUACUGGCUGGAGUAUUUCCAUUUUGAAAGAAAAUUUGGAAAUCCAGAGUCCUGCAGGAAGUUGCUCAAAAAAGCUCUUCUACGCAAUUUGGAUGAUGUAGAUAAAGUGGCCGAAAUGUGGAUGCAUCUUGAAGAAGAGACUGGUUCGCUGGACGAUUGGAUGGAAGCCUAUCAUCUUUGCAGAUCCUCUUUAAAAAAACUGCAUGAAAGAUUGUCUAAAAAUGCAUCUCACCUGAACGAGAACAUUGUGUCACGUAAAAAAACUUUUCGCGAGAAAGACGAACCCAAAGGUGGGAAAAAACAGGGUGAUCGACCUGUAAGAACAGAGAAACGAAAGAAAUCGGAUGCGGUUAACGUGGAUAAGCACAUGGAUUCCGAUGGUUUUAAAAUUCCGGAAAUACCGGUAUCACCCGUUCCAAAGAGGAGCAAAUUAGCUGCAGCUCCGUCGGGAGUAGAAUCGCUUCCUUCUGGAAUUUCAGUUUCUCCUGUUCUACCCGAAAGGGAUAGAAAAGAGCGAACGAUUUUUGUCAGCAAUUUGAAUUAUCAGACAUCGGAAGAAACGGUGUAUAACUUUUUCCACUCGUUAGGUGAAAUUAAGGACAUUCGGCUGGCAAAAGACGUGCGCGGCCGUUCGCGUGGAUUUGGUUUUGUGGAAUUUUUCCGGCCUGAUGUGGCUAAGGAGGCCCUGGAAAUGGAUCGUAAAGAAAUGGACGGUAGACCCGUGUACAUUUCCAAAGACAGCCAACGUGAGCAAAGAGAGACUCAUUUUAAAGGAUCCGAAGGACAUGAAGAGAAGAAGCUGUUUAUACGCGGACUGCACAUGAAAGUCACGAAGGAGGAUGUUGCAGCACUGUUCAAACAAUAUGAUGGGUUGCAAGAUGUGCGCAUUGUGACCCAUAAAAAUGGAACAUCCAAAGGAAUCGCUUACGUUGAAUUCAACUCACCGAAUACUGCGCGUCGGGCAUUGCAAGAAAUGGACGGCAAAGAAAUUUUCGGGAAACCGAUGAAUAUAGCGAUCAGUAAUCCGCCAGCGAAACCAACGGGAGCUACCAAAAGUGUGAAACCGAGUGACGAGAGUUUCAGACAGAUGCAGCGGAAGUCAAGAUCUAAUGUCAAUUUACUGCCUCGUGCGGUGAGUCUAAAACCAUCGACCAGCAGCGCACCAGAAACCAAACCUGAAGGAGACACUGCUAAUGCUGCGGCUGCUAAUGGCCAAAAAUCAAACGCUGACUUUCGCGCUGCUUUGUUGAAACGAUGACGAGCGUGUUCAGCUUUCGUUUUAUUGAUUGUGUUGUGUAUGGAGUUCAACAUUUGUUGUUGGCAUGUAUUUAAAUGUCGUAUAAAAUUUGUGCGAAUUAACAAGAACAAACCCGCA